Molecule: messenger RNA, 596 nt
Organism: Coniophora puteana RWD-64-598 SS2
Lineage: Eukaryota; Fungi; Basidiomycota; Agaricomycetes; Boletales; Coniophoraceae
Product: small nuclear ribo protein F
Exons: 4
Biological process (GO): spliceosomal snRNP assembly; mRNA splicing, via spliceosome
Cellular component (GO): U1 snRNP; catalytic step 2 spliceosome
Molecular function (GO): RNA binding
Source: RefSeq, a predicted model, not a curated record
GUCAACCCUGUCAACCCGAAGCCUUUCCUGCAGGACCUCACGGGCAAGCCUGUGUAUGUUAGACUGAAGUGGGGACUUGAAUACAAGGGUUUCCUCGUCAGUACCGAUGGGUAUAUGAAUCUCCAGCUUGCGAACACGGAGGAGUUCCAAGAUGGAAAAUCGAAUGGCGCGCUGGGCGAAGUGUUCAUCCGGUGUAACAACGUCCUUUAUAUUAGGGAAGCACCUCCAGAAUGAUUAUGACUCCGAGAAUCCAAAACUUGCGCACGCGCCUCUGUUCAUUAUCGUGGGCCAAAAUAUGCAAUGCUCUCACAAACGGAUCGAUGGCUUUUACGAAUCAUUCGCAAUGUCAAUCUUGUGCUUCCUAAUCUAUCACCCGAUGCAAUACCACCAUUACUGAGCAAGCACAAGUCUUGAGAAGUGCAUCGCACACCAUAUCUGCCACCCCGCUCGAAGGCUAUUUCGGGAUUUCACCAAAAGAGCAGCUAGCGCAGGCUUCUUGGGCGUGCUUGUUGGUUACGGACAAGAGAAGGGUCGAUACCUUCCAUAUGAGUUUUUACACUUUCAGUUCAUGUUGGUCAUACCUUUGUUGCGCGAAA